Messenger RNA from Diabrotica virgifera virgifera (western corn rootworm), 899 nucleotides. RefSeq lists its product as uncharacterized. The record is from RefSeq and is a predicted model, not a curated record. Lineage: Eukaryota; Metazoa; Arthropoda; Insecta; Coleoptera; Chrysomelidae. The transcript has 3 exons. The coding region runs from base 96 to 899 and encodes 267 amino acids.
CACGACUUACCAGCUAUCAAUGCGAAUAUUCAGUUGCAGCGUUUAUAAAUUUCUUCGUAAUUAUUUUGCCACCAAGAAGUAGAAUUGAGCCUAAUAUGGUAUUGGUUUUUGCAGGGAAUUUAUAUAUACCGAUUGUUGUCACAUUUAUAGUUCUAAUUAUAGUUUGGAAGAUAACUACUAAAAAUUCAGUAGAGGAGACGAUAUUUACUAUAUACAAACUUCUUGUAAUAGUUCAGUUGCAGUUUAGGCAACUAAAAGACAUUAAAUCCAGUUUGCUGUUAAUAUUCAUCUUAUAUUACUGUUUUCACAUAAAUUGUUUUCAUCAAACAAAACUUAGCUCAGUUUUGACGAGUCCAGUAUUGAGCCCGAAAAUAAAAAAUGUGGAACAAUUUCUUAAGACAGAUUACAUGCUGCUAAGUGAACACGGUAUAGAAGAAAUGGUUCGGCCCAGAGGAAGAGAAACUUUUAAUAAGAUAAAAGAAAAAAGGAUUGAAACGGAAAACGCAGUUGGAGAACUUGAACGUUUUUUUAAAGAACCGAAAUAUGGAAUAGCCAUUUUAGGUAGUCAUCUGAAUUUAGUCAAAAAUCUACAAGACAUUGAAGUUAUGUAUGAUGAUCCGUUGGUGUAUAUGACCACUCACAUACUUUUAAGGAAAAAUCAUCCAUUGUUGGCUAAAAUAAAUUAUUGGAUAUUAGCAUUUCAAGAAGCAGGAUUGGUACAGAAAUGGUUUCAUAACGCUACUUUAAUAUAUGAAAGAAUAAACUACGAGGUUUAUAAACCCGUUCAUCAUAAAUUAACUCUAACCAAUUUUACAGUUGUAGCAAUUGGCCUUGCUAGAUACGAACUCAGCUCGCCGGCAAGGACCGAGGAUGCAUCAAUACCGACGCAGUUCCACUAA